Molecule: messenger RNA, 1382 nt
Organism: Paramacrobiotus metropolitanus
Lineage: Eukaryota; Metazoa; Tardigrada; Eutardigrada; Parachela; Macrobiotidae
Product: chondroitin proteoglycan 1-like
Exons: 8
Coding region: 181-1347 (388 amino acids)
Cellular component (GO): extracellular region
Molecular function (GO): chitin binding
Source: RefSeq, a predicted model, not a curated record
CGCGUUGUAAACUGCGCUGUAAUACAGUAUGUAAUUUUUCCUUAGCAGAAAGCACGACGGUAUCCAGAUAGCGCAGUCAGACAGGGUGUGUUGUUUGUUUAAAAAAAGAACGUGGGCACCAGCGGAUUGUCGGCGUACCGGAAAAAAACGCAUUUGCCGUGACGUAUCUGCGUCUAAAAAAUGUGGAUAACACCGGUGAUUGUUAUCUUCAGCCUGGUUUCUUACGCUAAUCUGCUUAAUGCACAGGCAUCGCGAUGCAUGGAAGCGCUGAAGCGCUACCCGAAACCGGACGCCACUUACACCGCCAAGCAUCUGGAUAACAACUGUCCGGAAUUGUGCCAGAGCAGCAACGGCAAGCAGGGCACUGGCCAGUAUUACCAUCCCUAUGACUGCCACGCUUUUAUUAACUGCCAAGGCAAUGAUGCAUCGGUGCAUUACUGCCAACAAGGCCUUGAAUUUAACGAGAAACUCGCCGCAUGCGAUUGGCCCUUUAACGCCAAAUGUCCGAAGCGCUCCUGGCCGAGCACGUCCCCGCUUACAACUACCACACCCCCGUCGGCCGCAAAACUGGUCUUCCCGCCGUCGACCACUUGUAAAGAUAGCGAAACUGGUUUCAAUGUGGUGGAAUAUCUGGGCUACCGUCCGGAUCUGUGCACAAGCGGCAGCGGACGCUACCCGGCACCGGACUGCCGCUACUACGUCCGCUGCAACGGCACCGAGGCCUCCGUCGCCAAAUGCCCGGCGGGGUUCGUCUUUGACCCGGUGACGCGCCGCUGUGAUUGGCCGCACAAGAAUAGCGACUGCCAGCAUCUCUGCUCGACCUUCGGCAAUAUUGUCGUCUCGGAGCGGACGACACCGACGCUGCCACCGCCUCCCACUACGCCCGCCCACGUCACCCCGCAGAAGAUUAUCCAGUCAACGACACCACACCAUCACCACACCGGACCGACCAAAGCGACGCAGCCAACCACGACGACGACCACAACUACAACAACCACAACGACCACCACAACCACGCCCACCACGACAACGACCACCGAGCCACCCCAUGAUCCGUUGUGCCACGCGGCCGAGGGGAACUUUGAAUAUCCCAACGACUGCAAGAAGUACGUCACGUGCACCAAGUGGCAUGCGGCGCUACAGGACUGCCCCAGCGGACUCGUGUACGUGGAGAAGAUGAAGUGGUGCAACUGGGUAUGGCUGUUGCCACCCAACCACAAAUGCUACAAGCCCUUUGAUGACGGGUCCGGGGAUUGUCCGUUCUACCGUGGAACCGAGAACGAGACCUAUGCGUCUACCACGACCACAACUAGGCCGGCCGUUGUGCCCAAACCGCUUAGCUACUGAUAAUCAUUGGUAUUAUAAAUCCUACAGUUCCAGUA